AUGCGUGCCGAACAUGACACCGACCGACCCAUCAACUGGGUCACGGCCGGUUCAGUCUCCCUUCUUACCCACUCUACCCACUCCACCCCUCGACCCCAUCUCUUGGCAGCCGUCAGGCUUACUCGUUCCCUAUUUCCUCUUCUAUAUAAGAACCGACUUCAAGUUCUAAGACGUCUGGAGCGGGCGGGUGCGGGGACUGAGGGGACUGUUGGAGGAGUGGGGGGAGACUGGAGGGAGGAGGGAGGGGGAGGGGGGCAGAUAAGCUUCGUUCAGUAA
Messenger RNA from Danaus chrysippus (African queen), 276 nucleotides. NCBI's taxonomy places the organism in Eukaryota, Metazoa, Arthropoda, Insecta, Lepidoptera, Nymphalidae. The record is from the annotation of a GenBank genome assembly.